Molecule: messenger RNA, 1278 nt
Organism: Penicillium odoratum
Lineage: Eukaryota; Fungi; Ascomycota; Eurotiomycetes; Eurotiales; Aspergillaceae
Exons: 1
Coding region: 1-1278 (425 amino acids)
Molecular function (GO): gamma-glutamylcyclotransferase activity
Source: RefSeq, a predicted model, not a curated record
AUGACCCCCAAUUCUACCCCAAAUGCUAACGACGAGGAGGCCGCUUCUCCAUCUGAACGCCGAUUUAGCGCGGUCGAGCCUCUAGACCGACUCCAUGCAACCCUCCCUGCAGUCCCACACCAAGCUGCCAACCUCGAUAUCCGUUCAAUCCCUACCACCUCUGCUGAACGCCGUCGAGCUUCAAACCUCGAUUUGUCCCGGGAUCAGGAUGUUCAACUCCCAGAGAAAAUCGCAGUGCAAGAGGACAGUAGGGAGGGCUUGCCGAAAGCAUAUUCUGAGGAAACAGUACUGUAUCUCGCAUACGGGUCGAAUCUGGCAGCGAAGACAUUCCUGGGCAUGCGUGGGAUCAAACCGAUCUCGAAAAUCCCCGUCCUGGUGCCAGAUCUGCGUCUCACAUUCGAUCUUCCAGGAAUUCCCUACGCUGAACCCUGUUUCGCAGGCACCCAUUUCCGCAAUGUUGAUGUUGCAUCCGAUCCAGACUCCGAAUCCGAGGUCGAUAUUCCUGAUGACGAGAAACUCCUCACGGAGAGCGAGUUCUUAUCGGAGGAAGCGUCGCUCCUGGCUCGAUCAAUGGAAACACGUGGGGCUGUUUUUCACGAGCGAAAAUGGCAUAAACCUCUCGUCGGUGUUGUUUACGAGGUCACACUGAGGGAUUAUGCCAAGAUUAUCGCGACAGAGGGCGGCGGCCGUGGAUACAGGGAUGUAGUCGUCGACUGCUACCCCUUCUCAGAAAACUACAAAUCCACGGACCCAGUCCCAGAUCACCCGACUACCCAGCGCUUCAAGACACAUACCCUUCUAUCACCGGCAGCGGAUGAUGAACGGAAGAGAAUAUAUGCAUCUAAGAGUAUCGAACCCUACACAGCAAGCAAGUCUUGCCCGGCGUCCUCGAUAUUCGGGGAUAUCGAGCCGCACAUGCGUCCAGACCCGGAGUAUGCGCAACCUUCUGCCCGCUACCUGGGAUUGCUUAUUACUGGUAGUGAAGAACAUGAUCUACCUGUAUCAUAUCGUGAAUAUCUUUCGAGUAUUCAUUCCUAUCACAUCACUACCUUCCGGCAGAAGAUUGGAAAGGUUGGCUUUCUUGCUUUCUGGGGACCGCCUAUUCUCUUGACACUACAGCUUUCCAAGGUCUUUGCUGGUCCUGAUGGACGCAUCCCGCCGUGGCUGGCUGGGGUGGCGAAUCUCUUGUUUUCUAAGAUGUGGAAAAGCUAUGAUUAUACCUUUAAGCCGUUGUUUGGGGAUGGCGAGAGGACUAUUGAAGAUAUUCCGUCCUUGUGA